AUGGGAAUGAUUACAGGCAUGUACUGGGUGCAGAUAUGGACAGCCGUUGCAGUGGUGCUGCAGGAGACAGCAGUGGCUGAAGGCCCGCAGAGCUGUUCGCACGAGGCCAACCGGGUGUCCUUGGCCACUGCUCCUCCGAUAUGCGCAGCGUCGGAACCAGCAGCUCUCAUCCCUGCACUGCAGCAGACAUGCAGCCGUGACCAUGAGAGCAUUGGUGUGCCAGGCUACCGGCCAGCAGAGGCACACGGGUUGUGGGAGGUGCGGCCGUCGCCAGGAAAAGGCCGCGGCAUGUUUGCGGUGGUGGACAUUGUGCGGGGGACGCGUCUGCUGGAGGAGCAACCGCUAUUUGUGGUCUCGCCACCGCCGUUGGUUCCGGGUGUUGGGUUCUCGCUGUCGAGCAUGCAGCCUGUGGUGGAGGAAGCGUUUGCAGGACUCAGCACGGCCCAGCAGGUCGAGUUUCGUUCUUUGCACGAGGUGCAGCUGGCAGGAGAAGAGAGUGAGGGAAGGAGAAGCGAGGAUGAAGAGGGAAACAAGCGCAGCGAGGAAGAAAAAGAAACACACGGCCGCAGACUGAUGCGGAUUCUGCGCAGCAACGGCUACAACACGCAGGACGGCCGCGUGGCCAUCUACCCCAAAGCGGCGCUGGUAAACCACGAUUGCCGGCCGAACGUGUUCAACACGGAUGUGGCUGGCCGCCGGGUGAUCAUGGCGACGCGCGACAUUGCCGUCGGUGAGGAGUUGCUGACGACGUACGUGCCGCUGCUAGCCGACACGACGACACGGCAAAGACGGCUGAUUCAGUACGGCUUCCACUGCAGCUGUGUGGCCUGUCUGGCGGGCGAGAGGGAUGGAGCUGGCGACGGGACAGACGACGGCCACCGCAUCUACAUGGGAGCUGUUCUAGACGACUUGGAGGCUGCAGUACGCGAAGAGGCAGCAGCAGCCGAUGACGAACGGAAGAAGCAGACGCAAAAGCAGAAGCAGAAGAAACAGAAGCGGGUGCAGCAACUGGCUCGCAAUGCUGCCGAGCUGGCGGCCUAUGUCGAGACGCAGGGCUUCGCCGACUACUACGUGCGCACCAGCCGGCUGGCCGUGGAGUUUUCCUUCCGGGCGGACGACGGCAUGGCGGCAAGGCACUGGGCACAGCGCCAUCUGGAGCAUCACCGGCUGAUAGACGAGACGAUGCAGGCGACACACGAUGCCCACGCGCUUCUCGGCUUUGUCGAGCAGGCAGUGCAAGGCCAGCAAAUUCCUCUCGACCACCACGGGCGAUCUCUCCAACGUGACCGGACCGCCAGCCUUUUGCUGGCGCCUUCGUCCGUUGUCGAGGUUGGCCACUGUUGGGGCCAGCGACCGGCCGUGUUUGCCGCGCCCGCGCUCGAGUCGAGUGCCGAGCGCCGCUGUUUGCUGGUGCUGCGCAUGAUGUUGAUCGCCCUGCGCAGCCAGGUGUACGUGGGCGGGUCGACCAAGACGAGCAUCCGGAAGCCGCUCAACGCGUUUCUGGGCGAGCUCUUUCUGGCCGAGUGGACGAACGAGAGGAGCAGCAGCAGCAGCAGCACCCCCUCCUCCUUCACAACACGACUUGUGGCCGAACAGGUCAGCCACCAUCCGCCCAUCACGGCCAUGCACCUCGCCGACGAGACCCACGGCGUUCGAGCUGACGGCUACGCCCGUGUCGAGAUGACCUUUGCCGGCUCCGUGCAGGUACGCCAGGUCGGCCACGCCCUCGUGCACAUCGACCGCUACGACGAGGACUACCUCUUGCCGCUGCCCGACGUGCGCGUGCGCGGCUUCCUGUCCGGCCGCCUGUACCCUGAGAUCAUCGGCACCUACCACAUCGUCGCCAGCAGCGGCUACACCGUCGAGCUGGUCUUCUCGGGGCAGGGCCUCGCCUGGGGCGGGACCAGGAACGCCUUCACUGCGCGGGUGAUGGGAAGGGAGGUGGGAGAAGAGCCGGAAGACGGAAAGAACGGGAAGAGCGGGAAAGAGAAGAAACCAAAGCACGCAAAGCACGCCAAAAACACAAAGAACACAAACACAGCCCGGGAAACGCUCUACAUCGUCGAGGGCGUCUGGAGCCAGGGCUGGACCACCACAGACGCGCGGACCGGCCAGGUGCUCGAGCGCUACGAGGUCGACGCCGUCGAAAACGCACCGGUCGCCAUCCAGCUGUCGCCGCCCGAAGCACAAGAUCCGUGGGAGUCGCGUCGUGCCUGGGCACCUGUCAUCGACGGCAUCGUCCGCGGCGACCUCAGCCACGUCGUGGCCGAAAAGUCUCGCAUCGAACAGGCCCAACGCUGCAUGCGCGCUCACGAGGCCAAAAACGGCACCAUCUGGAAGCCGCUGCUGUUUCGAAGCAGCAGCAGCAGUCACGACGACGCAGAAGCACCCUGCCCUAAAGCCACAGCCGCGCGCGACACGUUCCACCGCCUCGCCGCCGGCCUCGACCUGCAACUGCACGACGAGCAGACCAUGGGCGUGUGGCGCGUUGACGAGACCAAGAUUCAAAACCUGCAGCGACCGUUUCGGGGCGAGCUGACGCCAUUGGGAUAA
Grosmannia clavigera kw1407 is the source of this 2553-nucleotide messenger RNA. RefSeq names its product oxysterol-binding protein. The record is from RefSeq and is a predicted model, not a curated record. Gene Ontology annotation, molecular function: lipid binding; protein binding. The transcript has 3 exons. Bases 1 to 2553 code for a protein of 850 amino acids. NCBI's taxonomy places the organism in Eukaryota, Fungi, Ascomycota, Sordariomycetes, Ophiostomatales, Ophiostomataceae.